CAUGUUUUCAAUCCAACGUUAAAACAAAUUUAGAAUGAUAUGACAUAAUUCAAAGGUACUGUGUAAGUUUAUAACGCUCUGUAAACGAAAAUGGCUCUAAGAAUUAACCUUCGCUGCGUGCUGUGUAACAAUUUUGGUACCAAUUUGUCGAUUUUUCGGUUCAAGAGCAGAGCUCCAAAACAAAAACGAUACAAAUUGUUUCGGCAACGUUCUGACCCGGUGGAAAUAGCAAAGGAAUAUUUUGACCUUAACUAUGUGAAGCAUAUAAAGCAAGAAUGGCCCUCAGUGAGGUGCGCAAUGCAGUCAAGGAAAAAAUACUGUGCCGUUCUCAAUAACUUUACAAACACUGAGGUUUAUAUGCAAGAGCUACAUGCUUCAGGGGCCUACAAUUUUGUGGAAAAACUCCACAAAAAUUCGGCCAAAAUGGCAAAAGAGUUAGAGGAUAAGAUAAAGAGGAUUGAAGAAGAGUUAUCACAAAGUGAUGGGGAAGAGGAAGAGCUAAUCUUAGAGGUCCAGAGAUUGGAAGUGAUGAUGAAAGAGUACGAGGAGCUACAAAAAGUUUGUUAUGGCGUCCGUGCAUAUGUUUAUAAUAAAGGAGACAUUACUGAGUUUGAGAAUCCUCACUCCAUCAAAGAGUCCUCCCUACUCCCGAGCUUCCUCCUGGAUGCGGGAUCGCUCCUCCCAGUUUUAUCCCUUGAUCCUCAACCUGGAGACAGCAUCUUGGACAUGUGUUCUGCUCCCGGAGGAAAAUUAAAUGUGAUGAUGCAAGCAAUUGGAGAUUCAGGUCGGAUUGUGGCGAACGACAUCAACACAAAACGAGUGACACGUGUCAAAAAUGUAUACAAGGAAUACAUACCAAAGCAAUUUUCUGUUGAAAAGUUUGUCAAAAUUGUUAAGUUCGAUGCCACACAAUGGACUGAAAUAGAAACUGAAGCGUAUGACAAGGUUCUAGUUGAUGUUCCUUGUACAAAUGAUCGUCACUCCCUCUAUGUAUCCGAUCGUGAAACAGAUAAUAUAUUUUCAACAUUACGUAAAAGGGAGCGAGCACAACUGCCUCACCUACAAUGUCAACUGUUAAAAAAUGCUAUACUUGCCUGCCGUCCGAAUGGAACAAUUGUAUAUUCUACAUGCACUGCUUCUCCACUGCAGAAUGAAUUUGUUGUUCAGUAUGCAGUUCAGGAGUUAAUGGACCAACACAGUAUAUCAUGUGAGGUACAGAAUACAAGAACAUUGGUUGAUUUAUUAAAGGAUGAAUUCUAUUUUCUUACCUCAACCUCACUUGGCGAACUUGUAAUUCCUAAGCUUGAUGCGAAUUUUGGUCCAAUGUACUUCUGUAAACUUAGGCGCUUACCAAAUUAAUAAUAAAAGUUUUCUUCUUCUGUAAAGACUUUCUGAAACUAUGCCCCCAAACAGUUAGUAGUCUGGGAUAUUUAUUUUUAUAUAUCGUAGCACGAAAAAUAAUUAUUUCAAAAAUACUCCUUACAAAAAACUAAAAGGGUUUCCUAAAUAAAAUUGCUUACCAAAAUUAAAUAAAACCCCUAACAAAAAACUAAAUAACACAGACUGUUUGCUUCCUUAAACUAUCUAAUCUUUUGUUACUUGCUCUCUCUGAAACACUAAACUGCUACCCUGUUAGCAAUGCAAUGGAUCAUACAACUACCAGC
This is a messenger RNA of Ciona intestinalis (vase tunicate), 1664 nucleotides long. NCBI's taxonomy places the organism in Eukaryota, Metazoa, Chordata, Ascidiacea, Phlebobranchia, Cionidae. The record is from RefSeq and is a predicted model, not a curated record.